This is a messenger RNA of Zeugodacus cucurbitae (melon fly), 1422 nucleotides long. It is a transcript of the gene wrm1, whose product is annotated as Reticulocyte-binding protein 2 homolog a. The coding region runs from base 333 to 812 and encodes 159 amino acids. The record is from RefSeq and is a predicted model, not a curated record. Lineage: Eukaryota; Metazoa; Arthropoda; Insecta; Diptera; Tephritidae. The transcript has 3 exons.
UAACGUUUUUACUUUAAAAGUGUGUUUAAUAUGUAUAUAAUAUACUUUCAUGUAUAGAUCUGAAUGAAAAUAGUUUGACCGUAGUUGCUGAAGUACAUGUUUAGAAAGAAUUGCACUUAAAAUUUGCCGUCUUUCGAGACUACUACUAGUAUAUACGUGACGAUUUCAACCAACUAACAAUCAUAGCCUUAUUAUUUGAUAGAAGUAAAAUUAAAUAAUCUUUGAAGUGAUCUAUAUGAACCCUCGAUUACACUUUCAGAUAAUAUUGAACUUAAUAGCGUUAGCUUUCAAUCUAUUUCGAGCAGUCCUGUGAAUAUUGAGUUGAAUUAACAAUGUCAACAAUUGAGGAACGUACAGCAUAUGAAAAGAAUCCAUAUUUUACUGGACAUAUCUAUGGAAAUUUCUCCCCUUUUUAUGUGACGAUUGCUGUCUGUACUGUCGUACUUGGUUCUAUUAUUAUUUUAAAUAUAAUAUUAGGAUGUUGCUCGAAACAUCGUAAAUAUUGGCAGGAUAGGCACACAGGUAAUCGAUGGUUGGUUUCUAUUUGGUCAGCUACACCUCAUUUGCAGCCACCCUUGGAUUUCACAGAACUAAAAGACGCAUCAUAUUUUGAACGAUUUUACCCGAAAACGCAUAUCUUUCGCGAAGAUAUCGAAGCAGCGGAAUUGCCUGUUCAACAGCAGAUACAUACAGAACCACCUUCUCAUCAGUUACAACAACAAAGACCACAACGUCCUGAAGGCCGUACAUUACAUCAACAGCGACAACGUGAAGAAUACGUUGAAUUGCAAAAGCGUGAAAGCGAUAUCUAAACCAACCAACAGCAAUAAUAUGGCUUUCAUUUUGUUUUAUCCAGCCGUAGCAGCUCUUGCUCUCUUUAUUAUGGGUGUUGUAAUUUUAAUAUUGCGAUUUGGGCCACGCCUUUGUGGUUUACGACAUCACGCACUUCCCGAUAAUCAUGAAUGGGAUGAAAAAAGUUAUGAGCACGAGAUUAGUUAUGCCUAAACCGCAAUAAUUUUUAUCUGAAUUGUUUAUAUCGAAUCCUACAUUCUAUCAAAUAACCAUAAUUCUAAAACCGUAAACAAUAAUUAAGGCGACACCCAUAUUGAGACAUAGUACAAACUUUGUAUAGCCGCAAACUCAAAUCAAUCUCUAAAUCAUUUUACAAGUGCCUUGGUCAAUCAACAUUUAUUCGAAUAUACAAUAAAUUUAUAAUGUAAUCAUAAGAUAUAGACUUUUUAAACCAUUCCGUCCAAAAGGGUAUUUUUAAAAUCAGAGCACAAUUUACAAUGCUCUAGUAAUUCUUUAAUUUUAAGAUGUAAGACAAUUUAUCAAUUUUUUAACGCCAUUUAUGUAAGCAUGUGCUGCACAAAGAAACAUAUUUCCAAUAAAGACAAUUAAAAACGUAAAUACGUAAUAAGA